Messenger RNA from Thlaspi arvense, 1261 nucleotides. Lineage: Eukaryota; Viridiplantae; Streptophyta; Magnoliopsida; Brassicales; Brassicaceae. The record is from the annotation of a GenBank genome assembly.
AACAAUAACAAUAAUAGAAGAAAACUAAACUCAAGUUAAGUGAAAAAACUAUACAGUUGCGUGAAUCAUGGAGAAGACGUCGACGAUGCUAUUUAUUUUCAAUGUCUGUAUAAUUUUUGGGAUUUUAGCACUAAGAAGAUGCAACGCAACGACAUACUUCGUCGGCGACACCUCCGGUUGGGACAUAAGCUCCGAUCUUGACUCUUGGACUUCAGGCAAGCGAUUCUCUGUUGGUGAUGUUCUAACGUUCCAAUACUCAUCGACGCAUAGUGUCUACGAAGUUGCAAAAGACAACUUCCAAAACUGCAACACUACGGAGCCGAUCCGUACCUUCACAAAUGGGAACACGACCGUCGCUCUGUCCAAACCGGGAGACCGGUUCUUUGUAUGCGGUAACCGGCUCCAUUGCUUCGCUGGUAUGAAGCUACAAGUCAAUGUCGAAGGCAAUGGCCCAUCUCCGGCCCCUGUGGGAGUUCCCCGAGCCGGCCCAGUAGGAAUUCUUCAACCAUCUUCUAAGAAGAAUAACCCUGCGACCGGGGUCGCUAGCUCAGCUGCACACUUUGGCGAUUGCGGUUGGAAGGGUAGUAUGGGGAUUUUUAUAUUCUAUCGUGUCUUCUCUUCCUCCCUCUCUCUCUCUCUCUCGAAAUUUCGCAUGAACAUACUCAACAGAUUCGGUUUGGGAUCAGGCGGGCAAACGAGUAUGGAUCCUUCUCCGAUCGCUCAGGGAAACGACGACGACGCUCCGGAGGCGGGAAAUCAGUUUGCCCAGUUCGGCGCUGGAUGCUUCUGGGGGGUCGAGCUGGCGUUUCAGAGAGUCCCGGGGGUGACUCAGACCGAGGUUGGAUACACCCAAGGGACCAUCCACAACCCUUCAUACGAGGAUGUCUGUUCGGGCAACACGGGCCAUUCCGAGGUUGUCAGGGUUCAGUAUGAUCCCAAGGACUGCAGCUACGAGUCUCUGCUUGAUUUGUUCUGGUCUCGACAUGAUCCCACCACCUUGAAUCGCCAGGGUAAUGAUGUGGGAACACAAUACCGAUCUGGAAUAUACUUCUACACGCCUGAGCAGGAGAAACUAGCACGCGAGUCACUGGAACGUCACCAGCAGCAAAUGGAGAGGAAGAUCAUGACUGAGAUCUUGCCGGCUAAGAAAUUCUACACAGCUGAGGAAUAUCAUCAGCAGUACCUGUCAAAGGGUGGGCGGUCCGGCCUCGGGCAGUCCGCUGCCAAAGGCUGCAACGACCCCAUCCGCUGCUACGGCUAA